GCCGGGAAUCCGCUGCUGGCAACAUAAGCGUGUUAGAUCCAACGCUGUGGAGGGCGUGUUUUCCUGGCUUCGUAUUUUGGAAGCGGCGGCAAAGGCAGCAGCGCCUUGCCAAACUGUUCUUCUGGUAUACUGCAGGUGGCGCCAAGAGGCGAUGAUUCGGCAAGGCUGGUGACAGGAAAUGCAAGCCUACACGUUCCCUUUCGGUGACGAUGGAAUUCGAUGACUUCCUCCUCUUCGGAUGGGCGGCGCGUAUAUUAAUGCCAGGGUCGCGUUAACCAGCUGGGCGGCGUGUUCAUCAACGGCCGGCCGCUGCCCAACCACAUUCGACUGAGGAUCGUCGAGAUGGCGGCCGCCGGCGUCCGGCCCUGCGUCAUCUCCCGCCAGCUCAGGGUGUCGCACGGAUGCGUCUCCAAGAUCCUCAACCGCUACCAGGAGACCGGCAGCAUCCGGCCGGGCGUGAUCGGCGGCAGCAAGCCCCGGGUGGCGACCCCCGAGGUGGAGAAACGCAUCGAGGACUACAAGCGCGAGAACCCGGGCAUCUUCUCGUGGGAGAUCCGCGACCGGCUCAUCAAGGACGGCGUGUGCGAGCGCGCCAGCGCCCCCUCGGUCUCGUCCAUCAGCCGGCUGCUGCGCGGGCCGCGCGACGACGACGAGGACCCCAAGGCGAUGCUGCUGCAGCACAAGCACUCCAUCGACGGCAUACUCGCCGCCAAGGAGAUGAACCCCGGCUCCCGUCUGUCCGGCGGCGAGUGCAGCCUGGACUCGUUCUCGGACGGCGAGUGCGGAGGCGACUCGACGGCCGAACCGGGGCUGACGCUGAAGCGGAAGCAGCGCCGCUCGCGCACCACCUUCUCGGCGGCUCAGCUCGACGAACUGGAGAAGGCGUUCGAGCGAACCCAGUACCCGGACAUCUACACCCGCGAGGAGCUGGCACAGAGGACGCGCCUCACCGAGGCAAGGGUCCAGGUAUGGUUCAGCAAUCGGCGCGCGCGCUGGCGCAAGCAGAUGGGCAGCCAGCAGAUGAACGGCUUCUCGGCGCUCAGCCUUCCCGUGUACCCGGCCGCCGCGGCAGCCGCUGCAGCCGCUGCCAACCCGUAUCUGCUGCAGCCCACCGAGCCACCGCCCCAGCCCUACGCGCAGCCGCACCACGCAACCCAGGCGCCGCAAGGUCAGUGGAGAUUCCACGCUGAUUCCUUCUCUCUGGACUCGGAACUCGGUAAAAGCGAGUCCGUUCCCCCGCCGGUGGUAACCACCAUGGGUCACGGUUCAUCGGACCCGCGUACGAGUGCAUACGGCGCUGACCAGCACUACAGCGCGGCCCAGCAGCCGCUCAAGCCGCAGAUGCUGAACAUGCUCCCGAGCCCUGUGGACUACGGCAGCCUCCAGCAGCAGGACGACUGGCGCACGCAGGCGGCGGCAGCGGUCAGCCAAGGGAGCUGUUGGCCAUCGGCGGCGCCGUCCCCCGCCCCGACGGCGCCGAGCACCGCUGCGGCCACGGACCCAUCGUCGUUCGGCGCGGACGCGUUCGUGUCGCCGCCCUUCAAUGCGACGGGACUGGACCUCAAGCCGUCCUUCUACUACCCGGCACUUCGUGGACUGCCGCUCUGACCCCACUGCCGACCACUCUUGUACAAAGCGCAUCGCAGGCAGUGACGCCUCUUGUCAUCACAAACACGGCCCAGUGCUCCGUCUUGUCAGGCACCGCGCUGAAUGAACCGACAGACUCCUCCAACAGUGAGGACGUUGUGCUCAGGCCAGUGCUCGCCUGCAGGUGGUCCACUUCCGACGGAAGCCCUCGCGCGUCAGGUGUCGCUGUGUGAACGGCUGCGCUCGAAACGGAAACCAUCGCGCGCGGCAGUUUCGCCUUCGCUUCACUCAAGACACUUGCGGAGAAUUCCAGUCGUCGUUCUGGAGGAGCUCUCUACGUAUAUCGCUGAUUCAAACGUGCCAGAGGGCGACGUUUUUAAUGCUACGCGCUGGAUUACGGCGGAAACAAACUGCCAAGCGUAGCAAGCAGUCGGAAAUUUUUAGAUUGAAUGCGUGACUCCAUGGUGGAGCAACACUUUGGAGGACGUUUAAG
Molecule: messenger RNA, 2080 nt
Organism: Dermacentor albipictus
Lineage: Eukaryota; Metazoa; Arthropoda; Arachnida; Ixodida; Ixodidae
Product: protein gooseberry-like
Biological process (GO): regulation of transcription by RNA polymerase II; anatomical structure development
Molecular function (GO): RNA polymerase II cis-regulatory region sequence-specific DNA binding; DNA-binding transcription factor activity, RNA polymerase II-specific
Source: RefSeq, a predicted model, not a curated record